Neogale vison (American mink) is the source of this 2028-nucleotide messenger RNA. Its product is annotated as gamma-interferon-inducible protein 16-like. Gene Ontology annotation, molecular function: double-stranded DNA binding. Bases 195 to 1769 code for a protein of 524 amino acids. The record is from RefSeq and is a predicted model, not a curated record. Lineage: Eukaryota; Metazoa; Chordata; Mammalia; Carnivora; Mustelidae. The transcript is spliced from 9 exons. Gene Ontology annotation, biological process: activation of innate immune response; cellular response to interferon-beta.
UUGCCAGCUUUCCAAAUACUUCUUUUCCCUCCGCCCUCCAGGAGGUCAUCACACCCUGCGGUUCAUCCUCUGAAGGCUUUGUCGACUUAUCUUCCUCCUCAAACAACAUAAGCAGAGAUUCCUGAGUUUCUGAAGAAGACAUCAGGAUCCAGACUCGUGGAGAUUUUCAGCAAGGCUCAGCCACACCCGGAGAGAUGGGGAGUGACUACAAGAGAAUUAUUCUGCUGAAGGGACUGGAGGUCAUCGGCGAGUACCAGUUCAGCAUAGUCAAGUCCCUGCUGGCCCGCGAUCUGAGACUCACCAGAAAAAUGCAAGAAGAGUAUAACAAGGUCCAGAUUGCGGACCUGAUGGAAAGAAAGUUCCCAGGGCCUGCCUGUGUGGACAAGCUAGUAAAUCUGUUCAAAGACAUAGAAGGGCUUGGAGAGGUUGUUAAAACUCUUAAAAAUGAGAAGAAAAAAGUUAUGAGGCAAAGCGGAGCAAGAGGGAAAGAUCCCAUGAAGAAAAGAAGGCAGGAUUCCCCCAGAACCGAUGGAUCCACAUCUACCAUGAAUGAAGCUUCGGGAUCAGUCCAUGACACAGUCAAGUCCAAGAAAAAGAAAAGCAAAACAACACAAGAAGAUGAAUCUGUGAGGACCCAACCAACCCAGGAACAGAGUCUGCUUCCAGGACCAUCUGCAACCAGCACACAGUCAACUUGUAGCUACCCUCAGACUCCUCAGAUGCCCCCACCGAUCCCAGGCAGCAGUUCUGCAACUAAGAAAAAGAAAAUGAAAACUACACAAAAUAAUGAAUCUAUGAGGACCCAGCCAACCCAGGGACAGAGUCCGCUUCCAGGACCUCCUGCAACGAGCACACAGUCCACUUGUAGCUACCCUCAGACUCCGCAGAUGCCUGCACCGAUUCCAGGCAGCAGUUCCACAACCAAGAAAAAGAAAAUGGAAACUACACUAAAUGAUGGACCUAAGAAGACCCAGCCAACCCAGGGACAGAGUCCGCUUCCAGGACCUCCUGCAACGAGCACACAGUCCACUUGUAGCUACCCUCAGACUCCGCAGAUGCCUGCACCGAUUCCAGGCAGCAGUUCCACAACCAAGAAACCAAGAUUGAAGGCUGUACCCACAGAAGCUUCCAUAGAAGAGGGUUUCCAGAAGGGCCCCAAGGAAGUGAUGGUGUUGAAAGCAACAGAACCAUUUACAUAUGAUCCCAUGAAAGCAGAGAAAAAGAUGUUCCAUGCCACCGUGGCUACUGAGAGCCAAUUCUUCCAAGUAAAGGUUUUUCAUGUCAGCCUGAAGAAUAAGUUCAUCCCAAAGAAUAUCAUCGCCAUAUCAGAUUACCAUGGUCGCAAUGGGUUCCUGGAGCUGUAUGGUACCUCUCGUGUGUCUGAUGUCAAUUCUGACCAAAAGAUGGAAAUCUCAAGCAGACUAAUCCAAAAUGCAAAAGCAACUCCUAAAAUCAAUACUCUUUACUCACAAAAGCCAGGAACAUUUGUGAGUGGGAUAUAUCAGGUGCAUAAGAAAAACGUGUUGAGUGAGAACAUCAUUUUGUAUGAAAUACAAGAUAAUACGGGGAAGAUAGAGGUCUUGGUGUAUGGACGACUGACCAACAUCAACUGUGAGGAAGGUGAUAAACUCAGACUCAUCUGCUUUGAACUCAGCACAGAUCCAAGACAGCUGAGAUCUGUAAUUCACAGUUUCAUCAAGGUCAUCAAGCCCAGGAAAAACAAGAAACAACCACUCGGUCCUGAUUCACAUAUGAAAAUCUCACUGUAAUAUCCUUCUAAAAACCUGGAUGCCAUUAACAAUGAUGCUAUGGAGGUAAAAUCUAAGUAUAGAAAAAAAAAAAAUACAUACAUAUAUAUGAGAGAAGUUCAAGAUACACCAGCAUUAAUUCUGGGGAAUAGAGUGGUAAUGGGUACUUUUUAUUUUAUUUUUUAUACUUUUAUACUUUCCGGUGUCUGUGACCAUAUUUUGCAUGUAUAAUUUUUAUAACUUGGAAAAAAUAAUAAACUUUUUUUUUAUUGUAAAGGAA